Teleopsis dalmanni is the source of this 3507-nucleotide messenger RNA. RefSeq lists its product as uncharacterized. NCBI's taxonomy places the organism in Eukaryota, Metazoa, Arthropoda, Insecta, Diptera, Diopsidae. The transcript is spliced from 3 exons. The record is from RefSeq and is a predicted model, not a curated record. The coding region runs from base 93 to 3383 and encodes 1096 amino acids.
UUCUUAUUUCAUUCAAAAUUUUUCCAUCCAACUUGUGUUUCAUUGUUUCGUCGUCAAAAUUUGCUUCGUAUUUAAAUUUUAGUUAUUCCAAAAUGAGUUCUGAGAAACAACAACACGUUCAAUCUAAAAAGGUGAAGAGUACUUCCUCUAAAAUUGCGGCUUCUAAAAAGAAGGCUUCUCCUAGAAGUAUAGUCGAUAAAUACUUAGAUAAGAGGAAAGUACCGAAGUGGUUUCGUGGGUAUUCAACCUUUCAGAUAAAGGCUGCAGAGGAACUCCAGCAUGCAAUACGCGAUGACAUUGAACAGAAUACGACAUUACGUGUUCGUCAAUGCUUGCAAGCUUUGGGAAUUGAGCCUAUUGGAUCUACAAAGGAUUUAAAAUUUUUGAUGAAAUUAAGUGGUGGAAAUGAUUUGGCGUUCUUGUGGUUUCUUAUGGAAAUGCAUUAUAAAACGCAUGGGGAGCGAUAUUCGCUAAAUGAACAACUAAUUAUGUCUACGAUUGCGCACUUGGAUAUGGUAUUUACAUUACGUGGGUUGGAUAAGAUUUUACCACCCGGUCAUUUGAAUAAAGCGGAUCUUAAAAAACAAGAAAUGCUUAAACGUAAAAAAGAAGAAGCGAGGUUGAGAAGAGAGAAUAGAGAAGAGGUUAUAAAGCACGAAAUACCAUAUUUUAAUGAAUUGGUACGACCAAAACUUUAUGGUAAGUCCUUAAUUGCACAUCACCCAAGUUAUCAGGUUCAAUUCCGUUUAUACAAUGUUUACACGGACCCCAAUUAUGUAUGUCCAAAUGGCGAUAAUCGGUGGUUCUCAUUUUAUGACUGUUCAGUUGGAAGACGUGUUUCACAUCAAGUAGUAAACGAAAUUAUAGAUGAAAUGUUUGCAGACUUGGAUUUAGCAAGAGCUAAGGCCGAUAAAAUCAGAGUAGUCUGUCAAUAUCAUAAAAGACAAGAAUAUAAAGAAUUUAUAAAAAAGGGUAAAUUGAGACUUGCACGAAGAUUUAAAAUUUUAGAUAUGGCAGAUAUCGAUCGCUACCAAAAAGAGAAGCGUAGAGAAAGAAUUUUGAAAGAAAUUGAUGAAGAAGUUGGUCGUUGCAUAUGUAAAAACAAAGAGAAGCCCCCAUUCGGACUGAAGUGUCAAGCUAAAAGAACCGUGUCCACAUGUGAUUUUGAUUUUAUUGUAGAAAACGUGGAAGACAUUAGUACUUCUGCCUGCACUUGCGAGGAGGUAAUCGAAGAAGCUUCAGAUACAGAUACUGAGAGUGAUUCUUCUGAUUCUGAGUCGUCUUCAGACAGUGAUAUUCGUAAAAAAGGAAAACGCAAAGCCGGUGGAGGCGAGCUUUCCAUUAACCAGCAAAAACAACAAACAGAUGUUUUAUGUGGACAUGAAGCCACUUCACCAGUAUUAAGUAACGGUGGUGAUUUUUCUGUUGAAUGCUAUCAACAUUAUGAAGAAAAUCUCCAAUCAGAAGAUUUCUCAGCACGACUAAGUGGCGGGGGUGGUCCUGCAGGUGAUUACCGUAAUUACGAUAAAACAAAUAAAAAAUCCCGAAGUGAUGACAUGCGGUUACAUGGUGGAGGCAGCGGUACAGAGAAGUGCAAAGGAAGUGCGAGGGAUAAGAAAUCAAUUUGCGGCUGUUGUCAAUCAAAUAGUGAUGCAAUGAGUGGUGGAGGUAGAAGUCAAUUGGAUGAUAAUACGACUGCAUUUUUCGAUCGGUAUUUUCAAAAACGAUUAAGCAGCUGCCUAGAAGCUCAGGGUAUAAAGGUAACAGGAAGAUAUUCACAAAAAAAUAUCGCUUUGUCUGAAAAGAGACAUUUGAAAAGAAAAAAAUUAUCUAGUGUAGAAACUGGUACUGGUGAAAAUACUGUUGAAGAUGAAUUUUGGGAUGAGGAUAUUGAAGAUGAGCCAUCCUAUCAUGAUAUCUGCUCAUCAGGGCAAAUAAGCUUUGACUCUCCCUCAGAAUUAGCAUUUUAUGAGAGAUUUAAGAAACCAGUAGAGGUAUACGAUCCAGGUGCUAUAGAUGAAUAUUUUGACUGUAAGGAAAAGGAACUUUACGAUUUAUUAAGCUUUAAACAUGAAAUGCCAACACAGAAAAAGGACAAGUAUUGUAUAAAAAAAGAAUGGAAACCAUGUAAGAAUCUUGAUGAUAUACAUCCAAGCUGUGAACCAAAAUUUUCUUCAAAGAGAGCAGUGAAAAAAACGUUGCCUCCAUCAUCAGAAGUAACAGAUUUAUCCAGUUCGAGCAAGGCAUCAUGUAUGCGGGCAGGAUUAAAACAUAGCUUGGACUUUGUACAUCUUUUAGAUGGUCCAGUAAAACUUAAAAGUCCUUUUCAUUCGUCUCAAAAAUCGGUAUCAACCGAUAAUUAUGUAAGAAAUAAACAUCCCGUACCGUGUUCUAUGCAAUGUGGCGAAAAACAUACCAAUAAGUAUUUUACCGCACCAAGACCUCAUUGGCCACACAAUUUUAAUUAUUUUGAAAUUUUCAAACUGGACAAAUUAUCCCUUGAAGAAAAGGAAAAAGCUAAAAGAAAAGGAGAUGACAUUUACGAACAAAAAAGUGAACCGGAUAUAAGGAAAAUGAUAGUCGAUGAUCUUCGCAGAAAACAAAAGAAACUUUAUAAUUUAGAUUACAUAUUUCAAUGUAAAAGCGACGAAGAAUGCGUUAGCGCCAAGGACCUUGAAGGCAGUGAACUCCAGUACCCACUAAAUUUGGGUGAAAUUGCGCACAAGUGCGCAGAUAGAAUCUGGCAAAAUCAGGUUGACCAAUAUUCCGAAUCACAGGAAUUUGUAUAUUCUGAUUAUGAUUCUCCAUUAGCUAAAAAAUAUCCCAAAAAAUUUUAUGAUUGCAGUGAUAAGAAACUAAUGAUACAGAUGUUAAAGGAUGCAUUCGAGUACUUGUCUCAAGAUCAUCGAUAUGUUCUAGCUGGAAUGCCAGAUUCGCAUAACUUUCCGUUUCUAUUGGAAUGGAUACAAAGACGUUAUGGUAAAGUAUAUUUCCCAGAGGACCGCAGGAACUCAUAUCGUAAUACACUACAACUAUUCAAUGCUCUGGACAAAGCUCCAAUUACCGUCAUUUUGCCGAGUGUAAAAGAUAUUGGAACGCAAUCGUUUGUAUCCUAUGAUUGUCGAGACUAUUUGUUGAGAAAGACCAAACAAAUCAAGCAGAAAUUCUACGAUCAUUUGGAUUCAGUUAUCAUGGAACAUGCCCGCAUAUUCUGGUAUGCCAUUCGCCCAUUUUUGUGCCCAAAUGGACCCCCAAGGAAUACAUACUUUGCUUAUAUGCCAUCAAAAUUGAAAGAUAUUACACGUCUAAGACCAUGGAGAUCAUCUGAAUAUAAUGAUUGUAAGGCUGCUAGGGAAAGAUAUCGACUUAGGAACGAUAUAUAGGACUUAGGAAUAAUUAUUUGGUUUAUAAAAUUUUUGAUAAUUACAAAAUAGUUACAAAAUUAAAUGUAAAAAAAAAUUAUCCUGGACUUACCAGUUUUAAUAAAGUGAAAUCAAUUUAAUGUAA